AUGCAGGAAAGCUUCAGAUUUGCUUCAUCGGGAGAUGAUAUUAAAAUAUGGGAUGCUUCAUCUAUGACCUUGGUGGAAAAGUUCAACCCACACACAUCACCCCACGGAGUCAGCUCAAUAUGUUGGAGCAGCAAUAGAUUGGAGCAAAAGCAGACAUGUGUCAAUUUAAAUUCCACGUCUAUGUAUUUGGUAAGCGGAGGCUUAAAUAAAACUGUUAAUAUUUGGGACUUAAAAUCAAAAAGAGUUCAUCGAUCUCUUAAGGAUCAUAAAGAUGAAGUAACGUGUGUAACAUAUAAUUGGAAUGAUUGCUGUGUUGCUUCUGGAUCUCUGAGUGGUGAAAUUAUUUUGCACAGUGUAACCACUAAUUUAUCGAGUACUCCAUUUGGCCAUGGAAAUAACCAGUCUGUUCGGGACUUGAAUUACUCCUGGUUUAAGAAAUCACUGCUGGGCAGUGUUGCGGAUAACGGGGUAGUAACUCUCUGGGAUGUGAAUGGUCAGAGUCCAUACCAUAACUUUGAAAGUACACAUAAAGCUCCGGCUUCAGGGAUCUGUUUUUCUCCUGUCAAUGAACUGCUAUUUGUAACCAUAGGAUUGGAUAAAAGAAUCAUUCUUUACGACACUUCCAGUAAGAAGGUAGUAAAAACUUUAGUUGCCGAUGCCCCUCUAACUGCGGUAGAUUUCAUGGCUGAUGGAGCCACUUUGGCUAUUGGAUCUUCCCGGGGGAAAAUAUAUCAAUAUGAUUUAAGGAUGUUGAAAUCACCAGUGAAAACCAUCAGUGCUCACAAGACAUCUGUGCAGUGUAUAGCAUUUCAGUUCUCCACUGCUUUUUCUAAGUCAAGUUUAAAUAAAGGUUGUUCAAAUAAGCCCAUGGCAGUGAACAAACGAACUGUCAAUGUGAACAAUACCAGUGCAGGAGUUCAGAAUUCUGGAAUUGUCAGAGAAGCAAAGACCACUUCCAUUGCCACAGUUCUACCACAGCCCAUGACAGCAGUUGUGGGGACAGGAACAGUUGCAGUUCAAGACAAAGCAGGUUUGCCUCGAAGCAUAAACACAGAUAUUUUAUCAAAGGAAACAGACGGUGGAAAAAAUCAAGAUUUCUCCAGCUUCAAUGAUACUGGGAAAAGUAGUUUAGGUGACAUGUUCUCACCUAUUAGAGACGAUGCUGUAGUUAACAAGGGAAGUGAUGAGCCCAUGGUCAAAGGAGAUGGCCUUGAUUUCCUACCACAGUUGAACUCAGUGUUUCCUCCAAGAAAAAAUCCAGUCACUUCAAGCACUUCUGUAUUGCAUUCUAGUCCUCUUAAUGUCUUUAUGGGAUCUCCAGGAAAAGAAGAAAUUGAAAAUCAUGAUCUGGCAGCUGAGUCUAAGAAAAUGUAUCUCGGAAAACAAGAAGCUAAAGACUCUUUGAAACAGUUUGCAAAGUUGAUCUCCUCCGGUGCUGAAACUGGAAAUUUAAAUACCUCUUCAUCAUCUAACCAAGCAAGAAGUCCUGAGAAAUUGGAAAAGCCAGAGAAAGAACUAGAAACCCAGUUGAUGUAUGAACCACCUAUCAAUGGAUCCUCUACCCCAAAUCCAAACAUAGCAUCCUCCGUCACUGCUGGAGUUGCCAGUUCACUGUCAGGAAAAAUAGCUGAUACCAUUGGAAAUAAUCAGCCAAAUGCACCGUUGACAUCUGUUCAAAUCCAUUUUAUUCAGAACAUGAUACAGGAAACACUGGAUGACUUUAGGGAAGCGUGCCAUCGGGACAUUGUGAAUUUGCAGGUGGAGAUGAUUAAACAAUUCCAUAUGCAGUUGAAUGAAAUGCACUCUUUGCUGGAAAGAUAUUCAGUGAAUGAAGGAUUAGUGGCUGAAAUUGAAAGACUGAGAGAAGAAAAUAAAAGACUACGUGCUCACUAUUGAAAUUUCAGUUCAUACCUUAUUAUUUUGUAAUUUGGGAUUGUUUAUGGCAACACAGAAGUACAUAUAAUCAGUAUUGUUUCUUUGGCCUCUGGAAAAUUUUGUUUUCACACAAAAGGGUGAUGACAGGCUUUUUCACAAAUUGCUAUUUCUUCUUUGUUAAAAAUAUUUAUAUUUUUAUAUUAAAAACAGUGCGUAAUAUGUUGUCUGCCUAAUAGGAAAGUCAACAGGAUUUUUAUUUUCAGAAAGCUUUAGCUUUACACUAAGUGCCCUUUUUCAUAAGAAGAAAAGUGUGCAUGAAACAAUUGGUUAUGUAUACUUUUUAAUCACUUUUUUUAAUAGAUAUAUUUUUGAUUGACAAAUAACCUUCCAAAUUUUUUGGAGUGUUUGAAGAUUAAAGAGUUUGAUAUGCCCUCUAUUUUUAUGG
Molecule: messenger RNA, 2320 nt
Organism: Orycteropus afer afer
Lineage: Eukaryota; Metazoa; Chordata; Mammalia; Tubulidentata; Orycteropodidae
Gene: NEDD1
Product: NEDD1 gamma-tubulin ring complex targeting factor
Biological process (GO): mitotic cell cycle; microtubule nucleation
Cellular component (GO): ciliary basal body; spindle pole; pericentriolar material
Molecular function (GO): gamma-tubulin binding
Source: RefSeq, a predicted model, not a curated record